Molecule: messenger RNA, 3292 nt
Organism: Salvelinus fontinalis (brook trout)
Lineage: Eukaryota; Metazoa; Chordata; Actinopteri; Salmoniformes; Salmonidae
Gene: eps8l3b
Product: EPS8-like 3b
Exons: 20
Coding region: 694-2700 (668 amino acids)
Biological process (GO): positive regulation of ruffle assembly; Rho protein signal transduction; regulation of Rho protein signal transduction
Cellular component (GO): ruffle membrane; vesicle; plasma membrane
Molecular function (GO): actin binding
Source: RefSeq, a predicted model, not a curated record
GCAAGUUGUUAUACCAGACACAGUUUUGACAGAUUCUAAUGCUGUACUGUAGGUGAUAUAAAACGGUUUGGAAAAAUUGCAUAAGAGGUCUUACGUUUCCUGUGUCUCGUUGUACGCUUAUCUCACCACCUAUAAUCUCUUAUCAACAGAACGGCAAGGCAUUCCCAAACCUUUGGACUCAUAAUGUACAAAACUUGCUUUCCAUCAAGCCUUUAAUGACCCUUAUAGAUACUAGGGCUGUGGUCUCAUAUAAUGCCCUGGUUCAUAAGUAGUGCACUAUAAAGGAUACUGUUUGGGACGCACAUUAUCUGUGGGGCUGGCCGUUCUCCGUCACUGCUGGGACCUGUUCAGGAGUGUGUAACGUUAGCGAUGGGAAUGUGUUGGGACGGAUAUGACUGUAAUACAGGACAGACACAAGCUCUGGUUCUGUUUCCGAUCAACGUGAAAUGUUCACCUGACUGAAUACACCCUUGCAGAUGGACUUUGACCGUGGCGUUUCCAAGCAGGAAGUCAAGGAUAAUAUUUGUCUUUACUUUUUUUUUUUACCUGCCGAUUGUGUCGGAUGCUUGUCUUGGAACAUGUAUGCCACUGUUGGAAUAUAAGAGGCUUGAUCAUGGAACAGUGAACUGAGGACACAGGCUACAUUCACAGAUUGGUGACGUCACGAUUCCAAAAAAAAAAAAAAAAAGAAGAAUGUUCCGGAAUAAUAGCGGGCCGUUUCCCUCUCAACCAAGAGGGUUCCCUCAGGAGGAUCCCCCCUCUCAGAGGUCCAGUAUGACCAGACCCAGUGCCAAGUCCAUAUACAUGCAAAGGAAGGAGUAUUCUGAAACAAUGAACAAACAGCCGGACAGCUUCCAGUACAGGGUGGAGCAUCUGUUUACGUGUGAGUUGGACGGCCUGGAGGUGCGCAACCUGGAAGACUGUGUGACCAGGCUGCAGAGGCUGGAGGCUAAGGGCCGUGUCUGGGGACAGGAGGUGAUCCUGGAGGUCCAGGGAGGAUACCUUCAGCUCAACGACAUCGAGACCAAGGCAGAGCUGGAGUAUGUGCCUUUGGGAAGUGUAGUCCAGACCAAGGCUGUGUUGGACACUUGUGCCUACAACUCCCUGCUCACCGUUAUGGUCCAGGAACGCAACAGACGCAUCCCUCAAGUCUUCAUGUUCCAGUGUGAGGAGGUCGGGGCAGAGCAUAUCAGAGAAGACCUGGACAGGGCUGUCCAACACAGCGCCAAUGCUCCUCCUCCUGAACCUCACAGAGAACCAAGCAGACACAAGAGUAAUCUGGAGAACAUCAUUGGUCAACAGGCGAAUGGGAAUGGCUUCCGGCCCGUAGAUCCUGCUCCUCCCAUGAUGCUGCAGGAGAGGACCCCUCCUCCCCCUGACCGCACCGCCCCGGGGUACAACAACAGGAACGGCAGGGACUAUGAGAGCUUCCCUCCCCCUCCAGUCUACAGCCCACUACAGGAGCCCCUGUACAAUCCGGAGGUAUACGGAGGGUCACAUCAGUAUGGAGCUAGAGACCAAGAGCCUCGCCAACCCCAGCCUCAAUACACUGACACAGAGAGGAAUGUGGACAUUUUAAACCAUGUGCUGAACGACGUGGAGUUCUUCAUGGGGAAAGUAGCCCCUCCUAAUGAAGAGAAGAACAACAAGAAGAAAAAGAAGAAGAAAAGCUCACAGCCAAACGCUGACAACUUGCCACAUUGGGAGGAGUUUGUUGCCUGUCUUCAGAAAAUCAAGUAUGGAUUCAACCUGCUGGGAAAGCUGAAUGGAGCGAUCCAGAACCCUAGUGCUGCUGACUUUGUCCACAUUCUCUUCUCCACUCUGGACAUGUUGGUGUGCCACUACCCCCCUGACCUGCCCCCCUCUGUACUGACCCCCCUGCUAACAGAGCCAGCCAUCAUCUUGCUUAGCCAGGUGGUCACCCCAGAGGAGGACCAGAAAUGGAGGGCUCUGGGAGACACCUGGAACAUCCCCAGGUCCAAAUGGCCAGACGGUCACAUGAUCCCGCACUACAACCCAGAGUUCUAUGAUGGUUGGCAGCCGCCACAGUCUGUCCCACCGGCAGCCAAUCAGGGCCUGAGCAGGAGCAACAGCCAGCACAUCCCCCCGAGAAAGGAAAUUAUGCAACAGAUGCCUGAUGAGGGCAGGCAGUUGAGUAGGAGCAACAGCCAAUACAUGCAACGACCUGAGGAGCCCAUGAUGAACUCUCCGCCAUCUUUACGCCCCAGUGAGCUGGUCCCAGUGAGGAUGCGUGUGAUCUAUGACUUUAUGGCCAGGAACCCCCAGGAGCUGAGCAUUAUGAAGGGAGAGGUUGUCCAGGUCAUAGACAAGUCGGGGCAGUGGUGGAGGGUCCGUAAUGAACGUGGUGAGGAGGGUCACGUCGCUAAGAACGUUCUAGAGCCUCUGGAUGGAGGGGGACCCUGGGAUGAGGGCCAGGAGGUGCGCUCCCCUCCACCCCUCAACAUGCAGUCCAGACCUGCAGAGGUGAAAGCCUGGCUGGAAUACAAGGCCUUCUCCAAAAUAACGGUUCGUAGCCUGAGCGUGCUGAACGGAGCCCUGCUACUGGGGAUGUCCAAAGAUGAGAUGAGGACGGUGUGUCCAGAGGAAGGAGGAAGAGUCUUCUUCCAGCUGCAGGCCAUCAAGUCCUCCAUCGCCCUUGCCAGUGAGUCCAUUGGAUACGGCUCUUAUAACGGUCGUUAGACUGACUCGUCACAAGUAACAACCAAGAGCCGACUGAGGGAGAAGAAUAACUCAACUAUUUAACUUUUCAUUUAAUCAUAUUUUUUUUUUUGUCCAUUCAUAGACGGGUUGGUUGUUUAGCAACAAAACCAAUGUGUGAGUAACUAUGGGUCAAAAACACAGAUUGGUUUUGACUGUUGACAACAUGUAAACUAUAUUAUUUCUCUAAAUGUUUUAUUGAGAACAUAAAUAAAUUUGCACAAUCAGCACUUUUUUUUUGUUUAUCUUUCAACUUCCAAGAUCAUUGCAGACAUCUGAGCGCUGCCCUUUCUUUUGCCCCCAAGAAUAUAGAAAGGUACUGUAGUGUUAUGAAUCAGGUGAGUAGCACAAGGUCCCUAUAGCGUGCUGCAAACCCAGAUCACCUGAUCCAAAGACAAACGUCCUGACCACAAUCCUAAUAAGGAUGUCCGGUGAGUAGAGACUGUAAGGCGCCCAUCAACUAAAGGAUAGAUUCUUUCAGAUCCUCGCAGAGCGGUUGUUUUGGCGAUGUCUGAGGUGGAACUGUGUUAGAGCUGUCAAAUCCAAUCAAAUUAAAAUGUAAUUUGUCACAAGU